AUGAACCAGAAUUCCGUCACCUUCGCGCCAAGGCCCGCGAAAUUGCCUCAAGCUCCAAAUCCAGAAUCGCAGCCCAGACCUCGAAAGCUGCGGCGCAUAUCAAGAGCCUGCGACUUUUGCCACAAGCGAAGCAUAAGAUGCACACCCAGUCAGGAAGAUUCGACGCGAUGUCAGAACUGUCUGGACUUUGGAGUCAGUUGUACGUAUAACCGCCCUGCGAAGAAGCGCGGGAUCAAAAGUGGGAACGCCAAACAGUCACGUCAGGAGGGAUCGAGUUCACAUGAUGGACAGAGUGAUGCUCGGUUGCUUCUGGAGCUGAACGGCAUUGUUGAAGGGAAUGGGAAUUUCAAUGUUGUGGACAAAUUCUUUAUUCCAGAGAAAUGGAGGUCAAUGGUCUUGGAGAACGAGGAGAAGAUACGGAAUCUUGUGGAGGUAUAUUUUGAGGUCGUUUAUCCUAUCUUCCCUCUCUUCCAUACUCCAACUAUGCUUCGGCGGACAGCCAACCGAGACUACCUCACAGAUCAUGCGUUCUUUGCGGAUGUCAUGGCAAUGUGUGCUCUUGCUUCUUCACGAGCAAGGGAUGGGGCAUUGUUUCCUGGCCGCUGGGACCCAGAAUACUUCAAGGUUCCAUCAUCCGAAUCGUUCUUUGCUGCAGCAAAAGAAGCCAUUCCACAGGACUUGAGUGCCAUGCGUGGCCUUGAUUGGCUGCGUACCUGUGCCAUGAUGGCACUUUAUGGUAUUCAAGUUGGGAAAAUCCACAUUAUGCAUCAAUAUCUAGGCCUCUACCACAGUCUUGUGGCCAUGGAUGGACUUCACGACGAAAAGAAUUGGCCCAAGGGAAUAGGACUCAUUGAAAUUGAGGUGCGGCGGCGCUUGUUUUGGUCCAUGUACACCCUCGAAGUCUUCUCCUCUAUAAUAUGGGGCAGCAUAAUCCGCUGCCGUGAGUCUCAGUGCAAAGUCAGCUAUCCCAGCGAGGUGGAUGAUGAGUUCUUAUUUGACGCCGGCUAUCAACCUCCUAAUGCACUUAUCCCCUCCUUUCCUUCUCAAGCCAUCACUAAUCCGAUAUCAUGGCUCCAUGGCUGGAAUUUCACCACCGAGCUCUACCGCAUUUUGGAACACGCAGUGGAUGAAUUCCACAGUCGUCCCAAACAACAUUCUGGUCCUUUCUCUCCCGGUGAUUUAUUCGCCAGGGAACGUCCAGUUCAAAGUGUAGUCCUCGACAAAGUGAUGGAAAUGCACGCAGCGCUGCCCCAGCGAUUCAAAGAAGCGAAACCGAUGCCCGACAAUGGGAAGGGAGGCUUGGAAGAUAAAUUUAGUUUCCAAGUUGCGAAUAUCACUGCAACGCUGCAACUCGUGCGCAUGAUCCUCUUCACGACUAAAGAUGCAACAGUAGAUCAAAAGUGUGCUAUUGCGCGCGAGUUCCUUGAUGGGUUUGCGAAAGUCCCUGUCAUUUUCUUAAGGGCCAUUUCGGCUCCGCUCUUGUACCAUUUGGCUGGCAUUGGAUCCAUCCUUGGCUCAGUUAUUGAGGGCCCACUGUCGGAAUCUUCAUAUCUACAAGUUAGAGACGUACUACUGGCUAUGGCCGACCUCCUAGCUUCCCUCGAGACCGGCAUAACACGUGCCGUGGGUGCUGCCUCCCGUAUCCGAACCCAGAUCGGAAUGAUCGAAGAUUAUAUGAACAGGCAAAGACAACAGGAGCUCGCCUCCUCUUCUCUGCCUAACCCUGCAUACCCAAAUUCGGUACCCCUCCCUGCCGUAACAACAGCGACGAACCCGAAUAUCGAUCCGAGUCUGGAAGCCAAUGCUCCACCGGGCGGCGCAAACUUGUACCAACAGCCGCCCAAUAAUUUUGAUUUUAAACCUGAUUUUUCAAACACAGGUGGUGUUGAUAACAUGAAUGCAGGGAUGAACCAUACAGCCGGUGACCAAUUUCAAUUCCAGUUACCGCCUGAGUUGUUGGAAGGUUGGCCGUGGCCGCUUGAUAUGUCUCAGGGAUUUGCGGGGUUUUGA
Messenger RNA from Amorphotheca resinae ATCC 22711, 2010 nucleotides. RefSeq lists its product as hypothetical. Lineage: Eukaryota; Fungi; Ascomycota; Leotiomycetes; Helotiales; Amorphothecaceae. Gene Ontology annotation, biological process: DNA-templated transcription; regulation of DNA-templated transcription. Bases 1 to 2010 code for a protein of 669 amino acids. The transcript has 4 exons. The record is from RefSeq and is a predicted model, not a curated record. Gene Ontology annotation, molecular function: DNA binding; zinc ion binding; DNA-binding transcription factor activity, RNA polymerase II-specific.